This is a messenger RNA of Microcebus murinus (gray mouse lemur), 897 nucleotides long. It is a transcript of the gene TEN1, whose product is annotated as TEN1 subunit of CST complex. The record is from RefSeq and is a predicted model, not a curated record. Gene Ontology annotation, cellular component: CST complex. Gene Ontology annotation, biological process: negative regulation of telomere maintenance via telomerase. Lineage: Eukaryota; Metazoa; Chordata; Mammalia; Primates; Cheirogaleidae. Gene Ontology annotation, molecular function: telomeric repeat DNA binding; single-stranded DNA binding; telomerase inhibitor activity.
UGCGCAAAGGCUUCCGCGGAAAUGAGGGGGGGAGGGGACUCAAGGGCCCGGGAGCGGGUUGAGAGGGCUGUGAGCCAUACCGACUUUCUAGAGGAGGUCGUUAGGAUUUUCCCAAACUCUUCCAGACUGGGGGAAAAAAGGGACUGGGACCAAGGUCGCAUUGGGGAGUGGCUCCAGUUACCUUUUGUUAAGGAACCAAUGAUGCUGCCAAAGCCUGGGAUCUAUUACCUGCCCUGGGAGGUCAGCGCUGGCCAAGUUCCGGACGGGGGCACGCUGAGAACAUUCGGCAGGUUGUGCCUCUACGAUGUGGCCGAGUCCAGAGUGAAGCUGACAGCCCAGCACGGAUCCGAUGAGCACGAGCUUCUGGUCUGCACCAAGCUGGUGGAGCCAUUCCAAGCCCAGGAGGGCUCCCUGUACGUCGUGCUGGGGGAGCUGGAGCCCCAGGAGGAUGGAGGCCCCGUGGUGAAGGCCCGAGUCCUGACCUGUGUGGAAGGGAUGAACCUGCCCCUGUUAGAGCAAGCCAUCCAGGAGCAGAGGCGGUACCAGCAAGAGAGGAGCACUGGCCCACAGGAAACGGCAGCCACCGAUGACACCCCCGACGACUGCUCCUGAGGCCAAACCCACUGGAGCCAUGGGAGCUGCACAGAGGUGUAGGCGCUUCCUGAGUGGCAGCCUUUGUCUGGAGCCAGAGUAGAGGGCCGGGUGGAUAAUCCAGCCCCUUCCCCUAGUUUGGAAUUGGCCCAGAAAUGAGAGCCCAGAAAGGCCUCUGAACCUGACGCCCCCACCCCCAGGAGACUGCAGGUGGCUGAGCUCCAGGCACUGGGGCUGUGCCUCGUGUGGGGUCAUGGAGAGUUCCAGAAGGUCGUCGUGAAUAAAGGCCCAGUGGGCGUGACCUUG